Acanthamoeba castellanii str. Neff is the source of this 1731-nucleotide messenger RNA. RefSeq lists its product as uncharacterized. The transcript has a single exon. Lineage: Eukaryota; Discosea; Longamoebia; Acanthamoebidae. The record is from RefSeq and is a predicted model, not a curated record. Bases 1 to 1731 code for a protein of 576 amino acids.
AUGAAAAGAAGCUUAGGAGCCCGCGCUGGAUCCUUCCUACUGCUGUUGCGAGGCGCCGAGGCUAGCCCCAGCAGCAGCAGCAGCAGCGACAGCGCAGGCCACCCACAGACCACCCGCAAGGAGGCCCAGCCAGUCUGCAGAGACGAGCAGGAGGCCCGGAAGAAGAAGCUCGGAGCCUUCCGAUCGUUGCCCGUCUUCAAGGCCUCGUUCCUCCGCACGGGCGGCCGCGAGAAGCCCGAGGCUACAGUAGGAGCCCACAAGGCCCAGGCGACGGUCGAGCGCAGGCCCUCGCUGCCCUACGAGAGCGACGACGACGGCGACGACAGCUACGCCGAGGACUACAACCACGACAGCGGCCGAGUGAACAGCCGAAGCCGCAGAAGAAAAGCGAGGAAGCCCACCGCCAACUCCAAGCGGAAGGAGGUGCGCCGCGAGGCGGAAGAAAGCGGGAGCGGCGACCGCGCCCCGACCGCGCGUGGGAAGGAGCUGCUUGAGGAGGAGGAGGAGAGCGACGAGACGCAGUCCUCAACUUCGAACGAAUCAGAUGAGGAGACGACCGAGGAAUGCGUCGUCGUGAAUUCCAGCGACGAGACUGACGACGAUGACAGCGACGAUGACAGCGACGCGGAUGGAUCGUCCGAUGGUGAAGAGGAACGCAGAGUGUCGCGGAGACCAUCGGAGGUGAAGGCGGAGGUCAAGUCGAAGCGCCAGCGGGCGCGGGAGCGGGAGAGGAUGAAGGUGGAGGAGGAGAAGCGGCGGCAGAAGGUGGAGAAGCGGAAGCUGAAGAAGGUGGAGAAGCAGAAGAAGCGUGAGGGGCUCGAGGAGAUGCAGAGGCAGAUCCAACAGCUGCGCGAGGAGAAGGAGCUCAAGCGGCAGGAGGAGAAGGACCUCAAGGAGCUCCGGCGCAUCGACAAGCUCCUGGCCAGGGAGCGCGAGCGCGAGGAGAAGAAGGUCCUCAAGCUGCAGCAGAAGGAGCAGCGCCAGCGCGAGAAGCUGCUCAAGCAGAAGCAGAUGCGGGAGCUCAUCCUGGCGCGGCUGGGCCGGCCCGCCGAAGUCCAGGCGACGCCGAUCAACAUCGACUCGCACUCCGUGCCGCGCGAGAUGGAGGCGGUCUCCUCGGUCGGGUCGACCGUCACGUCGGAGCGCGAGGAGCAGACGACCCUGGCCACCGAGAGCCGCGAGGCCACCACCCUCCUCACGAUGAAGGAUUCGAUGGCGCUCCUCGACGAGGUGGCCGCCGAGCAGGACGUGGAAUCGGGUCGGCAGGUGGAUGACGUCGACCUCGAGGAGAAGCAGAAGCAGAUCGAACCACCGAAGGGCGCUGGCGAGGAACCUGAGCCUCGCGUCUACUCCAGCAUUGUGGGCCUGCCGACUACUCGAGGGUCGGACCAGCAGCAGGAAGAGGUGCGCAUCACGGUGAUCGAGCGACGGCCUAGCAUCCCGCCGAGGCAGAUCGAGCCGGCCGAGGAGGAGACCGAAGAGGCGGAAGACGAGGACGAGGAGGAUGGGAGAGGCAGGCGGGUGGCCAACAACCGAGGAAGGGUCACCGACAUACCUGCGCUUCGGUUGACCGACAAGCCGUCGGCGGCCGCCAAGCGGAGCCCCAGGGCCAAGGCGAGCCACGCCUCGUCGGCGCAGCUCAUCCGGGGCCUCAUCGGCUUCGACGAGCUGGAGGACGCUCUGUUCGAGCUCAACCGGCAGGUGGAGGAGCUGCGCACCCUCACCAAAUAG